Vespa velutina is the source of this 1061-nucleotide messenger RNA. RefSeq lists its product as uncharacterized. The transcript has 3 exons. The record is from RefSeq and is a predicted model, not a curated record. Gene Ontology annotation, cellular component: membrane. The coding region runs from base 329 to 730 and encodes 133 amino acids. NCBI's taxonomy places the organism in Eukaryota, Metazoa, Arthropoda, Insecta, Hymenoptera, Vespidae.
CUUAAACAUACAACAGCCAGUAUCAAUAAUUUGUUAUAAGAUAUGAUAGAUCUUAAACAUACCCUAUAUAGAUCUACAGAUAUAAUAAUUCUAAUUUUUAAUAUGUGUACCUGUUUCUUUGAAAAUCAAUUUCAAGUUAGAAGUUAGCCAGUCGGAUAAUCGGUUGUCAUUUGACUUUCAAAUAGAAUCUGAGCGAGAUUUCACCUCGCAGCUAGAUCGUCUCCCGUGGAGUUCAACAGUUCGUCGUCAUUCGGCUUGAAGUGAAAACGAACAAGAACAGAAACUUUGGACGAUAUAUGCAUGGUGGGCCAGUGUUCUUAUUUUGAAGAUGAUGUCCUUGACUUGGAUCACAGGACGAGUUCGUGUUGCCAAACAGGUGAUACAUAGCGAGGAGGAUAGAAUAUGGAUGAAAGGAAAUCAAGUGAUAAUGUGCCCAAAUGGUGGUGGACAUCCGGCAGUGGAUCGUAUCAGAAGUGCUCAUUAUAAUGAUCUAGCAAUUGUUUUACCAUAUCUAUUGAUCGUACCGAUUUGGUUGAAUACCUCUCCAUGUUUUUUCUCAGCGAGAACGAUUAUGUUAAUAUUUGCUAUCAGUAAUAUAUUAUCGACUUUAAUGCAUUUGGAAAUAAUCGAGGCACCUAAUCUUUAUCAUAUCGUAUGCCGUAUCUGUUGUACCGCCAUUUUAAUGUACAUUUGUCUAUCUUGUAUGGUACGAUAUUUACAUAUCAUUUAAAAAUUACAUAUAUAUAUAUAUAUAAUACCUCUUUCAUUAGGUUUUUUAUAAAUCGUAUAAGAUGUUUUCAAUGGUCUGCAUGCUAUGUCUGUAUCUCUUUAUUUCUAUCUCCUUUAUUUCUCAUCUCUUUCAUUCGAUGACUAACAAUUAUAAGAUAAUUUAAUGUAAUAAUAUCAAUCAUCUGAGUCAUCGUAUUCGUACAAAGCGAUAAUUUAUAUAUUCAUUUUUUUAUUAUUAUUUUAUUUUCAAUAAAAUCGUAGCCGAAACACAAUAGUUUUUGUAUUUUUUUUAUAAUUUCUUUUUUUUUAUUUUUUAUAAGCGCGUAAAAAAA